AUGCCGCGGGCCAGUUUGAACUUUGAACCUUUACUAUCUCACAGUGCUAGUUUCAAAGAGUCGCAAGCCAAAGUUUGGGAAGGUUCAAGAUCACCGUCGCCGAGGAAGGCUCAGUCGCAACCAGCACCGUUUGAUACAGACAAGGAUGGGAGCAAUCUUAAAGAGUCGGGCUUGCCCUGGUACGAAAAACAUGCGCCAUUGGUGAUGAGUGACGUUGCGAUUCAUCAAAGGAAACUGAAGGAUGUGGAGACUGUUUUGCAAGAUAUGCUGUCGAGUGGUUGUGAGGGUACGAGGUUGCUGUUAUUGACGGGUCCGAGUGGCAGUUCCAAGAGUACCAUUGCCAAAGUACUCGCUAACAGGCUAGUGCGGAACGAACGGGAACUGUUGUGUGCCGCUACGAAGUCUGAAUUUGCCUUGAAUAAACGGGCCAUUGUAGAGUAUGAGAACAGUUUAUCUCUGACGGAUCUUGGUCAAAUGAGUCAGUUCAAAGAAUUUUUGAAGAGUUGCAAGUACUGUGUGGGGCCUUCCAAUCUAUCCGUUAUUCUCGUCGAAGAUCUCCCGAACGUGUUCCAUGCGGAGACGAGACGCCUGUUUCAAAGGGCCAUUGAGGAAUGGUUGUACUCUCCGGAUACGAGACUGCCACCAUUGGUUAUAUGUCUCACAGAGUGUGAAAUUGAAACCGAUUCGAACGCGAUGAACCAGCAGAACUUCAGUGUCGACACCUCUUUCACUGCACAGACUGUCUUUACAAGUCACAUUCUAAACCACCCUCGUUUGAAACAGAUCAAGUUCAACCCGAUCAAUAAGACGUUGAUGAGAAGGACGUUGGGUAAUAUCUGUAUGAGGGAGAGGGAUACGCUGCAGAGGAAUGGUAAGUGGGCUUACCGAAAUAAGUACAUUGGUAAACUGGCAGAGGAGAUGGGUGAUCUAAGAGCUGCUAUUGCGACAUUGGAGUUUUGGUGUGGUACCAAGAGUAACCGGAUAGACCUUAUACCGAAGAAGAAGUCUGUUUCGUACUUCCAUGCAAUUGGGAAGGUUAUACACGGCUCGCAGGAUACGGUGGACGACGAAGUGAUGGUCACUGAGCUGAUCGACACGACUCGAGGUACUGUAUCGAACGAUACUUUUAAGCUUGGACUUCUGGAGAACUAUUCUUCGCACAACAGUGGUGAACUGAGUCUGCGAUCGGCGCUGGACAUUUCAAAUGCACUCAGUCUGAGCGACUGCAUGAGAAGUACACCGGAAUCGCUCGAGUAUAGUAUACGGAAAGUGAGAGGUACGUUGAGGCGUGCACGCGAUACAGGGAGACGUCAUUCUACACUGACUUUCCCACGAGAGUGGAAGUACGUUCGAAACAUGAAGUUGUUCCGGAUUGAGAGCGAUGAUUACAUAAACGUUUCGUUUUACAAGUACGGCCGGCCCGUGCUGUACAAGGACAUCGUUGCCGAACUUGGGUACUAUGGACCUCUCAUCCGCAAGCAGCAAAGUUACAAGAAGAAAUCGAUGAUGUGUUACGUGGACAGUUUACCACCAACUCAGCGCGAUGCGGUCCUGCUUAAGAGUAAGAGCAUCUGUCAAGUUGACGAUGCGGUUGAUGUGACCGGUCGAUUAGGCGGGGACAUCAGGGUGGUAGGUGCUGAGGCGAAGACUGAGUACGAGAUGAGUUCUGUCGACGACCACGAGUUAUCGCUGGAGAGGAGUGUUGCCAAACUGAUGAUGGCAAAGCAGGGAAAAUUGAGGCGACUCACCUCUGGCCGAGCUUCCGAGUCCCCAGAUACCGCUGAGGGGGCCGGUUCACAAGGUGCUGACGCUGGCGAUGGCGAUGGCGAUGAGGUGAGGAACGAUGUGUUGGUGGACAGUGAUGAAGAGAUCGCCGACAAAAGUUUGUCGAACGCCGGGGUUAUUGAGGGAGAUGACGAUGAGGACGACUCGUUGUUGGAGAUGUUAUCCAAACAAAAGGGUUCCAGCAUGGCACACCCCAGUGUGGGUCCCCAACCCCGAGACGAUGUCAAGAAAGAUUUGCCCACUUCGCGCGAUAUUUCUGCCCUGUUUUCGGACUCAGAUCUAGAGGAGCUUGCCGACAAGGGGAUCCUGUGA
Molecule: messenger RNA, 2097 nt
Organism: Huiozyma naganishii CBS 8797
Lineage: Eukaryota; Fungi; Ascomycota; Saccharomycetes; Saccharomycetales; Saccharomycetaceae
Gene: RAD24
Product: Rad24p
Exons: 1
Coding region: 1-2097 (698 amino acids)
Biological process (GO): mitotic DNA replication checkpoint signaling; DNA damage checkpoint signaling; DNA repair
Molecular function (GO): chromatin binding
Source: RefSeq, a predicted model, not a curated record